Molecule: messenger RNA, 2314 nt
Organism: Solanum tuberosum (potato)
Lineage: Eukaryota; Viridiplantae; Streptophyta; Magnoliopsida; Solanales; Solanaceae
Product: phosphoinositide phosphatase SAC8
Exons: 20
Coding region: 137-1909 (590 amino acids)
Biological process (GO): phosphatidylinositol dephosphorylation
Cellular component (GO): endoplasmic reticulum
Molecular function (GO): phosphatidylinositol-4-phosphate phosphatase activity
Source: RefSeq, a predicted model, not a curated record
ACAAUCCAGUCUUGAGAUCAAUCAUUGAACAAAUCAUUUAUAGCGUUUUCAUAACCCUCUUGCAUUUUCAUCUACAGUAUCUUUUUUUAGACUCAUCAAUUUAUCCCAAAAAGCCCUUUUCCAAAAUUUACAACAAAUGGAAAUUGAACCAAAUUCAAUUGACCAUUUCAAGCUAUAUAGCCAAUUGGAAUUACAGGAGUUCGCCGACAAAUUCGUUUUCCGAUCAACGGAAUCAUCCACUGAAGGCUUCUCCGUUAGCCGCUACGAUGGGAACAUCGAGAAACUCAAUGGUGAUAUGAGCUUUGGAAAACCUUCAAAAGUCUCUACAAUUUAUGGAGUUGCUGGAACAAUUAGGUUGUUGGCAGGAUCACAUAUAUUAUUAAUAACAUCCCGGAAAGAAGUGGGGAACUAUCUUGGUUUUCCUAUUUUCCGUGUGAUGUCCAUGAAGUUUCUUUCCUGCAACGAGGCAUCAAGGCAUCUUACACGUCAAGAAAAAAGAGAUGAAACUUACUUCAUGAAUUUGUUGACAAUAGUGGAAUCAACUCCAGGCUUGUAUUAUUCCUAUGAAACAGAUAUAACAGUGAACUUGCAGAGAAGAUGCAAUUUGGCAAAAGGGUGGAUGAGUAAACCAGUUUGGAAACAGGCUGAUCCGCGGUUUGUUUGGAAUAAAAAUCUGUUGGAGGAACUGAUUGAAAAUAAGCUUGAUGGAUUCAUCGUUCCUCUGUUGCAAGGAAGCUUCCAGACUGGACAUCUUAAACUCAAAGAUUCACCAGCUACCAUAGCAUUGAUUUCAAGGAGAUGCACACGGCGCUUGGGAACACGAAUGUGGAGAAGAGGGGCUAAUCUAGAAGGAGAUGCUGCUAAUUUUAUUGAAACUGAGCAGUUGCUGGAGUUUGAAGGUUUCAGGUCUUCUUUUUUGCAAAUUCGAGGUUCAAUUCCACUCCUGUGGGAGCAAAUUGUUGAUUUGAGCUAUAAACCACGGCUUAAUAUUAUCGAUCACGAGGAAACACCAAAAGUCGUGGAGCGCCAUUUUCAUGAUCUCUUGCAAAGAUAUGGGCAUGUCAUUGCAGUUGACCUGACAAACAAGCAAGGUGAUGAGGGUCUAUUAAGUGCAGCUUAUGCAGCAGAAAUCCAAAAGCUGUCAAGUGUGAGAUAUGUGUCGUUUGACUUUCAUCACUGUUGUGGGGGAUCAAACUUUGACAACAUACAACUUCUAUAUGAUCAGAUCGCAGAGGAUUUUGAAAAAAAUGGAUACUUUCUCAUAGACACAGAAGAGAAGAUUAUAUUAGAGCAGAGAGGAGUUAUUAGAUCCAACUGCAUUGACUGCCUAGAUCGAACAAAUGUUACUCAGAGCUACCUGGCUCGGAGGUCUUUGGAUUCUCAACUCCAAAGACUUGGUGCACUUUCUUCAAAUGAGUGCAUUUCUAUGUUCACUGAAGAUUUUGAAAUCUUUAAGACUAUGUGGGUGGAGCAAGGUGAUGAAAUCAGCCUGGAAUAUUCUGGAACACAUGCUCUAAAACGGGACCUUGUCAGAUAUGGAAAACAGACUAUGACAGGACUUAUAAAAGAUGGGAUGAGUGCCAUUUCAAGAUAUUUCUUGAACAAUUUUCAGGAUGGAAUUCGCCAGGAUGCAGCGGACCUUAUAAGUGGUCGCUACAGUGUUAACAGGGACAGCCCCUCUCCGUUCCAGAAUAAUGGAUUCGACUCACUCAGUUAUCUACCAGUAGCAUCAGCACUUUUAAUUGGAGGAUUGACCGUGACCACCAUCACGAUUAACCAAGCUGGACGAAAUACAAAUACCAUUCUGUCCUCUGCACUGUGUGCUGGUGUAAUUGCUGGAGUUAUGGCACUAGUCAAAUCAAAUGGAAGGCAAAUCUGCUCAAGACCUCGAUUGUGUGGACUGCUGUAAGUCUGAGCAUCAUAUCAUAGUAGAUAUCCAGAACCAUGAGGCAUUUUUGCUUCGUGAACCUGACUGCUAUUGAACCCCUGAAUUAAGCCAAGCCAUAAAAAAAUUCGGGAACUAGGACUCCCGGGACAAUGGAAGGAGCAGCAGGCAUUGUUGUGUUAUAACCAAAUGUCAGAAAACCUUAUAGUAAAGGGAAACAUGACUGAUUAUAUAUAUUUUACUUGUAUCAAAUUUGAUUCACCCCAACUUGUUUGGGACUGAGGUAAAAACUGACUUAAAUAAGGCUAUAAUUAAGUUCAUAUCCCAAUAAUGUUUACAUCCUGAUUGAGGGGAAUUGAUGAUUGUAGAUUUUCAUCUAGUCAAAACAUUUGUUGCAAAGUAUGAAUAUCCAGACAUGGCAUACAAUUA